AUGUCAAAUUCAUUAGGUCCUCUGGGAUCUUCAGCUCAAGCUGGGCCAUCAAGCAAGAAAAGGGUUGCAUACUUCUAUGAUUCUGAUGUAGGAAACUAUGCGUACGUGGCUGGGCAUCCAAUGAAGCCUCACAGAAUACGCCUAGCGCACAGCUUGAUAAUGAAUUAUGGGACUUACCAUCAUAUGGAAAUUUAUCGUGCAAAGCCAGCGACCCGGCACGAGAUGACUCAAUUUCAUACGGAUGAAUAUAUAGACUUCCUCCAAAAAGUAACGCCAGACAACAUGGAUAGCUUCGCAAAAGAGCAAGGAAAAUAUAACGUGGGUGAUGAUUGUCCAGUCUUCGACGGGCUCUUCGAAUUUUGUGGUAUAAGUGCAGGAGGGAGCAUGGAAGGCGCUGCAAGAAUUAACCGUGGCAAGUGCGACAUCGCUGUCAACUGGGCUGGUGGCCUUCAUCAUGCGAAGAAGAGCGAAGCAAGUGGCUUUUGCUACGUAAACGAUAUAGUUUUGGGAAUUAUAGAGCUACUUCGUUUUAAGAAACGAGUUCUCUAUAUUGACAUAGACGUUCAUCACGGAGACGGUGUAGAGGAAGCUUUCUACACUACCGAUAGGGUAAUGACUGUUUCAUUUCACAAAUACGGCGAAUAUUUUCCAGGCACUGGUGAGCUACGAGAUAUUGGCGUCGGCCAGGGCAAAAAUUAUUCCGUUAAUUUUCCUCUUCGCGAUGGUAUAGAUGAUCACACAUACAAAGACAUCUUUGAGCCUGUGAUUGAAAACGUAAUGAAGUACUAUCAACCCGAGGCUAUAGUUCUUCAGUGCGGUGGUGACAGUUUGUCAGGUGACCGGUUAGGAUGUUUUAAUCUUAGCAUGAGAGGGCAUGCAAACUGCGUUGCGUACGUCAAAAGUUUUAACAUUCCUACUUUAGUACUAGGAGGCGGAGGAUAUACGAUGAGAAAUGUUGCAAGAACUUGGGCAUUUGAAACUGGUGUACUGGUCGGUCAAGAGCUGCCGCUUACCCUUCCAUAUAACGAGUACUACGAGUACUAUGGCCCUGAUUAUGAGCUCGAUGUUCGCUCGUCAAAUAUGGAAAACGCUAAUUCGAAGGAGUACCUGAAGAAGAUAACAGAACAAGUCAUCGAAAAUCUGAAGAAAACAACAUUUGCUCCAUCUGUUCAGAUGACCGAAAUACCGCGAACUACCAUACUUGGCGGCACUGAGGAUGACGAUGAUACAACCAACGAUAUGGACGAAGACGAUCACAAAGAUAUUCGCACAUCAAAGCGACAAUUCGAUGCACGUGUUACGAGAGAAAAUGAAUUCGAAGACAGUGAUGACGAAAAAGAUGCUGCUGCUGCUUAUGGCGUACGCCGUCAAAACGGAGCAAAUAAGCGUCGUAAUAUUGCAGAAUUUAAAGUUACAUCGCCAAUUGUUUCAGAAUUGAAAGUUGAGAGUGGUACGAUUUCUUCAAAACCAUCUCUCAACUCAUCAUCGGCUAGCUUCCCUCAUGUCAAGGAGAGUGAUGCAUCUUUUUGUCCAACCUCUACUGAGUCAAAGCCCACCAACCUAACUAAUCAUGGAAUGUUUCCAACGUCAACAGUAAUAAAUUCACCUGCUAACAGUCAGGACUACGAUGGGGAUGUUACUAUGAUUUUGUCCGAAAAAUCUGCCAGGAUAACAACUCCCCCGAUCGCAGUAUCAACCCGAUCGCUAAGCCAAAGAGAUUCUUUCAACACAACAACCUCCCCUAGGAAUGUUAAACAGGAGCGAAGCGACGAUGAAAGAAAUAUAACCACAAUUAAUGCGCCUGCUGAAAGUACCCAUUAA
This is a messenger RNA of Blumeria graminis f. sp. triticale, 1821 nucleotides long. The record is from the annotation of a GenBank genome assembly. Lineage: Eukaryota; Fungi; Ascomycota; Leotiomycetes; Helotiales; Erysiphaceae.